Messenger RNA from Folsomia candida, 2707 nucleotides. RefSeq names its product zinc finger protein 709. Gene Ontology annotation, biological process: regulation of DNA-templated transcription. Lineage: Eukaryota; Metazoa; Arthropoda; Collembola; Entomobryomorpha; Isotomidae. Gene Ontology annotation, molecular function: RNA polymerase II cis-regulatory region sequence-specific DNA binding; DNA-binding transcription factor activity, RNA polymerase II-specific. The transcript has 7 exons. Bases 249 to 2354 code for a protein of 701 amino acids. The record is from RefSeq and is a predicted model, not a curated record.
AGCCAAAAACUCAAAAAUCCACACCUGAUAAAAACAUAACAUUUCAUAAUACGACAAAAUAUAUCUUGGAAUAAUCAAUAAUAAUAAUAAUAAUAAUAAUAUCUUGGAAUAUCUUGCUCUCUAACAAAGCUACAUUUCUUAUCGUGUGACAUUUCAUGUCUUUUUUCUUCUCCAACAAACAAUUAUUAAAAUAUGUUUAACUUUUAAAUUCUAACUAAUUGUCGCCUUACUACGUAAAAUUGGGUGCGAUGGAUUCGACCUGUUUCUUCUGUCACUUGACGUACUACUCGACCCUGACAAAAGAGGCGAGGAAGACGAUUAACAAGUUGUUUUUGACUUAUCUCGAGGUCAUCAAUUUGUCCACGGUCGAAAUCCAGGACGCCGUUAACCUCGGCAAAGUCCCCUUUCACGCUUGUCCCCCCUGCGUCACCACGCUCCAAAAUAUCUCCACCCACAUUCUCCAACUCGAAGAGGAAAUAAAGAAAAUUUGCACAAUCAUUUCGCAACAUUGUGGAGACGGUGAGGUAGUCGGUCGACUUGCAGAAUUGAGGAAGCAAAUCAUCUCAAGAUCCAGACCAAACGUGCAGCUCAAUUUAGAGAAUGUGAUUGCCCCCGUUGACCCUGAACCAUUGAAGCUGGAGAAUUACCCUGAAAUUAAGCUGGAAAAUGACGUUGAAAUUAAGCUAGAGAAUGACGUUGAAGUGAAGCUGGAAACUGACCCCGGCGAAGAAUCUGACGUUGAUCUCGACGACUUCAUGAUCCAUCCAGAUAAUGAUAAUGACGACAUGGAUACUUUCGAAGAUCCUUUGUCCGUCCCGGCAGUAACACCGCCGUCUCCGCCGUAUAAACGUGUCGGCCGCCCGCCGAAAAAAAAUUCCUACCCUCCUGGAUGGAAGAAGCCGUUCCGUGGCGUUGAGGUCACCCGCGUGGAUCACAAACAAUCCCUGAGUUUCCAGUGUGGAGAAUGCGACUUUAAUCACAGAUUUUGGAAGCAUAUGAGGUGCCACAUAUUAGAAAAACAUCAACCCGUGGCCGCUGAAGCAUGGGGACAACGUUCCCGAGUUAUUCAAUGUCCCCAUCAUCUCCCCAUGUUUAUUAAAAUCCGUCCCUUCCAGUUAAUGUCCGCAUUUGUCCCCACAGCUUCCGCGACCACUGGUCCCUCCCCCCUUGUAACGGGUUACAUCCCCUUUUUAACAUGGGGCGCAAGUGGAUGGGUGCUGCUUUAUGAACCUUCCCGAAUCAUUGAUUGCAAAAAUGUGUUAGAGGCUUUCAACUUCAAAUGCUCCCAUCCCUCAUGUGGCGUCUUAUUUGCGACGCAGGAACUUCUCUCAAGCCAUAUCACGCUCAAGCACACGAUCCAUUCUUGCGGAAAUUGUGAUUUUACUUGCAAUUUACCCAGCCACCUUCUCCGACACAUCAGCGAGGCCCACCCCGAACUUCCAGACCCCUUAAAGUGUCCCACGUGUGUAAAGGUCCUCUCAUCCCAAUUGCAGUUCGACGCACAUGUCACAAGGUGUAAGGACGAAACAAAGCCUCAGCGACCCACCAGCGUGCAAACGUCCAGCACAACGUGGACCUAUUUAGACGUCGCAAUGUCCAAGGUUGGCGACAAGGUCCUCUGCAGCCUGUGCGAUUACACAAAUCCUAAAAAGUUCCAGGUCAUGCAGCACAUUCGGGCCGUUCAUAAAAAACAUUUGCCGUUCAGAUGUCCCAGCUUCGCGUGCAGCUGGCCCUUCGCCAACCAAUCCCAGCUCGACGAACACCUCGCCAGCACGGGACACGGCCCCCAAGUCUGCGACGUUUGUGGCAAAGUCGCCAAGUCAAAGGACUCCCUGCAGCAACAUGUCAAAACUGCCCAUAAAAAACAGGAUCGCUUCAUCUGCACGACAUGUGGGAAGGUGGGUUCCCUCAAGGGUUUUCCCUACCUGUCUGGCUGUAAGGUGCAUGAAUCCACGUGUACCCCCGCAAACCACAAGCCAAAGAAACUCAACGCGGAAGAAAAGGCUAUACUCGCUGCAGGCCGGAAAUCAAUUUUGGAACAAGAAAUCAUUUCAAAUUCCUGUAAACACUGUGCCAAGAGAAUAUUCGGUUCUUACGAGUCCCUCUCAUUCCACGAGGAGAAAUGUCGCGUCGGAUCACGUACAGAUGUUCAAGAAGGAGAGGAAGUUAUCAGGAGAGGUGUUCGUCUAAUCGAUGACUCUGUUGAGCUUUCACUGGUCAAGGUCAAGGAGCCUCACGACAUAAACCUGCACAAGUGCUGGGGGUGCAAUCAGACCUUUCAUCAUAAACCGCCUGCUCUGGCGCAUAUCCGUGCUGCGCGCCAUGGCGACAAUUACAUAACUGCAACUUUGUAAAAAAAACUGUAUAUUACCAAAAUUACCAAACACAAAUAUUCACCCAUCUGUUAUCGUGGUGGCGCAGAAAUUCGCAUCUAAACUAAUAUCCGGAUACAAAUGAUAAGAAUAGUACAACAAAUUUAUGUAUACAGAAGCAGGCCAAUUUUUGCAACAAACCCAAACAGAACGAUUUCUUUUUUACAAGUUUUCGCCAUGAAAAUAUUUAAUUGUUUAUUUAUUUUUGAAAUUCUAAGUAAAUCAAUUCUGUGAAUUUUAGUGUUUCUUGAUUCAUAACUAAAUUAUUUAUUUAUUGUACUAAAAAAAGUAGAAAUCGGUCGAUGAAUAAAUAAUUCUGCAUACUCAUGAACAAA